This is a messenger RNA of Dichomitus squalens LYAD-421 SS1, 744 nucleotides long. RefSeq lists its product as uncharacterized. The transcript is spliced from 4 exons. The record is from RefSeq and is a predicted model, not a curated record. NCBI's taxonomy places the organism in Eukaryota, Fungi, Basidiomycota, Agaricomycetes, Polyporales, Polyporaceae. Bases 1 to 744 code for a protein of 247 amino acids.
AUGCCCACCGUGGACACCGACUCUGACAACGAUCCCGAUUACGUUCCGCCAGACGGCAAUGGCGACGAGCACGGUUCAGACGUAGACGCACCCGCGCCCAAACGCGCUCGAACCGAUACCGCACCGGAGGCUACGUCCUCGGUCGACACAGUUAACGAGAAAACUGGCGCUGAAGUCUAUGCCGCGUUCAAAGCGUCCUUGAACGCCCCGAGCUCCCAGAUAGCGCAGGCCUCCGCUUCGCGCGAGGUUGUCAAGAUCGUCAAACGCUAUAGGUUCGCAGGAGAAGAGACUACAGAGGUGGUCGAGGUGCCCGCGGAUUCGGAAGAGGCAAGGAAAUGGCCGCUCUGGAUACCUUCGGAUGACGCGCACGGCAGCAGUACCCCUGGCCCAUCCAAGGACGACACGACCACAGAGUCCGCUGCCGCCAUCGCCUCCAGCAGUCCCGCAGCAUCCGCAAGCACCAGCGCGAAGACUCUGGGAAAGCGACCAGGUCCGCGGAAAGCUAAAGGCAAGCUCGCUGACGUUCCCGCGAAGAAGGAGCCUGUCAAGAAGCUCACCACGCUCGAUAAAUCCGCCAUGGACUGGCGUGCGCAUGUCCAAGGCGGAGCGUCGGCGGAGAUGAAAGACGAGCUGGAGGCUAACAGACGCGGUGGCGGCUUUCUCGAGAAGGUGGAGUUCCUGCAGCGCGUCGAAGCACGUAAAGAGGAAGUGCUCGACGCGAACAAGGGGAAGCGCAGGAGAUGA